Messenger RNA from Stegodyphus dumicola, 1754 nucleotides. It is a transcript of the gene Rrp6, whose product is annotated as exosome component Rrp6. Gene Ontology annotation, molecular function: nucleotide binding; 3'-5'-RNA exonuclease activity; single-stranded RNA binding. Gene Ontology annotation, biological process: nuclear polyadenylation-dependent rRNA catabolic process; exonucleolytic trimming to generate mature 3'-end of 5.8S rRNA from tricistronic rRNA transcript (SSU-rRNA, 5.8S rRNA, LSU-rRNA); nuclear polyadenylation-dependent snRNA catabolic process. Gene Ontology annotation, cellular component: nuclear exosome (RNase complex); nucleolus. The record is from RefSeq and is a predicted model, not a curated record. NCBI's taxonomy places the organism in Eukaryota, Metazoa, Arthropoda, Arachnida, Araneae, Eresidae.
AUACCUCCAGAAAUGUUAAAAUAUGCCCGAGAAGAUACUCACUAUUUAUUAUAUAUUUAUGACUGCUUAAAAAAUGAUCUUAUAACAAAUGGGAAUGAAAUGAAAAAUCUAUUGCAUUCAACAUUUGAAAGAAGUAAAAUGAUUUGCUUAAAGAGGUAUCAAAAACCAGUAUUUAGUGAUGACAAGUAUUUGGAGUUGUAUAAAAAAAGUAAGAAAACUUUCAAUGCAAAACAACUGUAUUGUCUAAAAGAAUUAUAUGGCUGGAGAGAUAGGAUUGCCAGAGAAAAUGAUGAAAGUUUAGCAUAUGUUUUACCCAAUCACAUGCUCCUGCAAAUAGCUGAAGCAUUACCUAGAGAACAGCAGGGAAUUCUAGCUUGCUGUAAUCCUAUUCCCCCUCUGGUGAAACAACAGUUAAAUGAAUUGCAUUCCAUCGUCUUAAAAGCAAAUGAAUCUUCUUUGAAGCAGUUAGAAAUAUUAGAAUUUCAAGCAAAUAGCCAGACUCCAAAGAUAAAUAACCAAAUCGAUCUAAGCAGCAUGGUUCACUGUCCUCAUGACAUCCAUCAUUUAGAAGACAGAAAGAAUCAGUCUACAUCCCACUCAACAAGUAAUUCUGAGAUUACUCUUCCUCUUCUAAGAAAAGAGCAUUCGUCAUCUUCACUUUUAAAAAAACGGCCAACCCUUAGUCUUCUUUUUGAUAUUAUUCCAAAGAAGGUCCAAACAUCUGAUCCUUCGGUUGAACAAUCAACAAAAAAGGUUCUAGAAGUUAUCAGCAAUUUAUUUAGUCCUUUUAAAAGGUUUCAAGUAACUGAACAACUCCAGUCAGAACAGCAAAGAACUGAGACCCGGCAAAGAAGUGAGACACAAGAUAAAGAAAUAACUGUACAAGAUCAAAAUAGUUCAAUACACGAAGAUUUGAAUGAAGAAUGUACUACUACGAAGGAAAGUGCAGAAAUUCAGGAACCGUCUGUUUCCAAUGAACCGAUAAACGAAUCCUGCGAAAUAUUAGAAUCAACACCAUUAUGCAAAAAAAAAAAUAAAAAACGUAAAAAAAGGAAAGCAGAUCCUGAUAUUUCACUCAUAGACUCUACUGAAUCUGGAAAGCCUCCAAAUAAGAAAUCAUGCACACCAGAAGUUGUAGUUUUAGAUGAUGACAGCUUUACACCUUAUGAUUACAGUCAAGCAGAACAUAAUUCCAUAUUUGGUAAGAAAAAUUCCAAAGAAAUGAGACAAGACAAUCAAACAAAAUUUCAGACACCAGGACGAAAUUUUGGAAAGAAGAGAAAGCAUGCAAAACAAACUUUUUUCAGCAGAAAUCAAGAACAUGAUGCAAAGAAAAAUUUCCAAAAAUGGCCAAAAAAUAACCUCAAGAUGAUAUCCAUUCUGAACGACCAUAUUCUGUAAAGAAGGACCUACUAAAAGAAGCUUUCGCUGAAAGCCCACAUUAUGUAUUUCAGUAACUGGCAGACAGAACUUAAUAUUUUGAAAAGGAUAAUAUAUGAUCAUUGGAAGAAGACCGGGUAUGUGAGUUUCUACAACGUAUGGUUACCCCAUACAUUAACAGAGCAGAAUACGCAUGUUCCAUUUUCAGCAUGUGAGUUUUUGCUGAAAAGAAAUAAAGAAGCUCUUUUUUUUUUUUUUUUUUUUUAAAACAACGCAUUACUGAAGCUGAGAAAUGGAUACUAUAUAAUAAUGUUACAAGAAAAAGAUCAUGAGGACAGUGAAAUAAAAGAAUUAGAAUAAAGCUAAUCUGUGUA